CUGGCGUCGCGCUUGGUACUACGUCACUUCCUCCCGGAAGCCACAGUCUCGUGAAACCACUCAGAUUCCUGUGACUGCUCAGAAAGCCUCGUUGGUGGCCAUGGCUCUGCCGCCCUUCUUCGCCCCCGGUCGCCCGGGCCCCCCGCCCCCGCAGCAGCUGCCUCCCGCUCCCUUCGGCUGCCCGCCACCGCCACUGCCCUCCCCAGCUUUCCCGCCACUUCUUCCCCAGCGGCCCGGCCUCUUCCCAGGGGCCUCCGCCCCCUUCCUCCAGCCCCCGCUGGCUCUCCAGCCCCGGGCCCCCGGGGAAGCCUCUCGCGGCGGCAGUGGCGGCGGCGGCUCCUUUUACCCGGUGCCGCCACCGCCGCUACCUCCGCCACUGCCCCAGUGUCGGCCCUUCCCGGGGAUCGAUGCCGGCGAGCGCCCGCGGCCGCCGCCUCCAGGCCCGGGGCCGCCUUGGAGUCCGCGCUGGCCAGAGGCGCCGCCGCCGUCCGACGUGCUUGGGGACGCGGUCCUGCAGCGUCUGCGCGAUCGACAGUGGCUAGAAGCGGUGUUCGGAACCUCACGGCGGGCGGGGUGCCCAGUACCCCCGCGCCGGCCGGCUGGCCCCAGCUUGGGCGAAGUGCGCGCGCGGUUGCGGGAGGCUCUGCGCCUGGUACGGCGGUUGCGUGACCUGGGCGAGGCCCUGCACGAGGCCGAGGCCGACGGCGCGGCCUGGGCACUGCUGUAUGCCCAGGCCGCGCCGCAGCGCGCCGAGCUGGCCCAGCGACUACAGCUGCUGACUCAGGCCGCCUAUGUGGGCGAGGCGCGGCGGAGACUGGAGAGGGUCCGGCGCCGCCGGACGCGACUUCGCGAGAGGGCCCGGGAACGCGAGGUCGAGCGGGAGGCGGAGGCCGCGCGAGCAGCGGAGCGCGAACAGGAGAUUGACCGCUGGAGGGUCAAGUGCGUGCAGGAGGUGGAGGAGAAGAAGCGGGAGCAGGAACUUAAAGCUGCUGCCGAUGGUGUCUUAUCUGAAGUGAGGAAAAAACAAGCAGACACCAAAAGAAUGGUGGACAUUCUUCGGGCCUUGGAGAAAUUGAGGAAACUCAGGAAAGAGGCUGCUGCAAGGAAAGGCGUCUGUCCUCCAGCCUCAGCAGAUGAAACUUUUGAGCAUCAUCUUCAGCGACUGAGAAAACUCAUUAAAAAACGCUCUGAACUAUAUGAAGCCGAAGAGAGAGCCCUCAGAGUUAUGUUAGAAGGAGAACAAGAGGAAGAGAGGAAAAGAGAACUAGAAAAGAAACAGAGGAAAGAAAAAGAGAAAAUUUUACUUCAGAAGCGUGAAAUUGAGUCCAAGUUAUUUGGGGAUCCAGAUGAGUUCCCACUUGCUCACCUCCUGCAGCCUUUCCGACAGUAUUACCUCCAAGCGGAGCACUCCCUGCCAGCGCUCAUCCAGAUAAGGCAUGAUUGGGAUCAGUACCUGGUGCCAUCUGAUCAUCCUAAAGGCAACGCCAUUCCCCAAGGAUGGGUCCUUCCCCCGCUCCCCAGCAACGACGUCUGGGCAACUGCCAUUAAGCUGCAUUAAUAGAGACGCUCCAGGAGUGUGGUCCAGCCAACGCUCUUUCCAGCUCUGAAUAUUAGUGAUGCUGCCGUCGUCUUGUGCUGUAGACUAAACCACAACCUCUAAACUCUGCAUGGCAUGUCCCUACCCAGAAGCUAUAUUUUCCUUCCGUAUCUGUCCUGGCCAGAGGUGCCUCUUGAAUCAGGAGAUUAAUAUGGUUCUUCAAAAAAGGACCUCGAUAAACUUAGGGCUGUUACCACAGGCAGCAGCCCUGGUUCACUGAAUUUGCCUCUGUUUUGAGGGGCUUGGUCCCGAGUGACCUGUUAAUUUACUCAGCUUCCUUGUGUGGUGAUGGGUAAGGACACUCCAUACACUCAAGGCGUGCACUGGAUAGCUUUAGCAGCCCUUCCCCCAGUACUAAGUGUGAAAGCAAGCUUGAUGAAACACCUCCUUACCCUUCCUACUCAAAGAGCUCUCUAACUUCCAGGAAGAAAGGUAAAAAAUUCUUUAUCUUGGAUUUUGUGAAUCCCACUUUUGGUGCAGCCUGGGAGGCUGUGAGCUGCAAAUUGAGCUGCCACGGAAAGCUGGUGGCCUAGUCAGGUAGUCAUGUGGAGAACUUGGAAAACCUGAAGAGUACCUGUACCCAAAUUGGAUCACGUUUCAAUGGACGAUGGCUACAUACCCCAUGGUAGAAGGAUACUAAUGAAAGCAGCUGCUUUUUAAGUUCCUAGAGGUAUAGUUGUUGAGAUCCCCAAGGAUAGAAAUUUAUUUCCCUAUUUCCCUAUGGAAGUGGGACCUUAACCUCACUUACUCUCUGUUACAGUAUAGGGGCCUGUAUACAUGUAAGUAUGGAAUUUUCUUAGGAACUCAAGCUCCAAAAACAUCCAUGUAGUUAAAGCUGGGAAAAAGCAGAUAAGAAGUAGUCAAAUUUAUUUUUUAAUAUUAAUUAAUAAAUGCCUUUGUGCCUGGAGAUAUCAAUGAUAAAACAUGUCAGUUUUUUUGUUAUUUUGUUUUAUCUUUUGUCAUUUAUUGUUAU
Messenger RNA from Hipposideros armiger (great roundleaf bat), 2570 nucleotides. It is a transcript of the gene PDCD7, whose product is annotated as programmed cell death 7. The record is from RefSeq and is a predicted model, not a curated record. Bases 101 to 1558 code for a protein of 485 amino acids. Lineage: Eukaryota; Metazoa; Chordata; Mammalia; Chiroptera; Hipposideridae. Gene Ontology annotation, cellular component: U12-type spliceosomal complex. The transcript is spliced from 5 exons.